Paramecium octaurelia is the source of this 774-nucleotide messenger RNA. The record is from the annotation of a GenBank genome assembly. Lineage: Eukaryota; Ciliophora; Oligohymenophorea; Peniculida; Parameciidae.
AUGCAACAACAACAACAAUAGCAAUAACAAUAACAACUACAAAUUAACAUGACUUCCGAUGAGAAAGAUCACAUACUGUAACGAUUGAUCUUCAUUUUAAAAAAUAAGGAGAGAAAACCAAAAGAUCAAUUUAAAUAAAAAAAUUUCCAAGAAGAAACCUAAUUUGACACAAUAUUGGAUGGAUUAGAAAAAAAUUCUCAUAUUUCCGAACUAUCAUCAGACACUCAUUCAAGUUACAUUGAAAUUAAGAUUUCAGAUUAUGAAGCUCAAUUAUUAAAAAGCCUUCUUGAAAACUUAUAAAGAGAAGUUAAAGAAGCUUUAUCGUAACUUUCAGUUUAGGAGAAGAUUGUUAAAGGAUAAUCAGACUUGCAAAGUUAAUUAAUUUCUUAUGUUAUUGAACCAAAGAAAAGUUCAUAUUCAGAUGUUGUUAGACCUAAUAUUUUGGAAGAUUCUGAUGAAGAAAUAAAUGUUAGGAUUUAGAAAAAUAAAUCUAAAGGAAAAUCUUAAAAAAUCUUAAAUGAAAAAUAAUUAUUAGACACUCUUAAGAAUAUGAGAUCCACAUUUGAUAAACGUCUUUAAUAUCUUAUAUCAAUAAAAUAGACUAAUAAUAACCCUGCAAAUGUAAAGUUGUUAAAAGAGAAAACUCCUAAAUUUAGAAAUUAUUGUAAAGAAAAUAAAGGAGAUUCAAAAAUAUUAACAGAAUGUAGUCAAAUAAUAAAUGAAAUUCAAUCAAUUUUCUAAAAGUAUGAUUAAGAAACGCAAGGGUUAAUUUGA